Molecule: messenger RNA, 1638 nt
Organism: Bipolaris victoriae FI3
Lineage: Eukaryota; Fungi; Ascomycota; Dothideomycetes; Pleosporales; Pleosporaceae
Exons: 5
Coding region: 1-1638 (545 amino acids)
Biological process (GO): translation; ribosomal large subunit biogenesis
Cellular component (GO): ribosome; cytosolic large ribosomal subunit
Molecular function (GO): RNA binding; structural constituent of ribosome
Source: RefSeq, a predicted model, not a curated record
AUGGAUCUUACACCCAUCAUCGUACGCGGCAAGAAACGAAAGCAUUUACCCGCAGCACUUAUACAGGCAUCCUCCGCACCUACUUCUACAACUACUUCUCAACCAAAACGGCCAAAGAAACCAAAAACCAAAAGCAAAGUUAAAGUUGCAACGCCCGCCAUGCCAACACUCGAAGGCCUUCCCGUCGAAUUGCUGGAAAUGAUAUUCCUACACAGCAUGAACAUUGCCCUCCCGCAAUGCUCUCCUUCUCUAGGCAAAAAACUAUCCUCACGCGCAAUCACCAUGGAGUUUACAAUGCGCUCUUUUUACCACACAGUCGAUCACCGCACGAACUAUCGGGACCGGAAAGUGACCAGCGACCCAGCACUGCAAUCGGAUAUUCUAUCCUGCCGCUUCUUCACCUAUGAGUUCUUCCUAGCCUACGUGCAGCGCGCGCACGAGGCCAUGGUCAAAUUGCGCGGGAAAGCGUGGGCAGCCACUGGCGUUACUAUACCUGAUGUAUCAUACUUUGACGGACUGUUGCCGUACAUGUUUACCAAGAUCCCGUAUUUGGGGUUUGCACGUGGUUUCAGUAUUCCUGAGAAAUUGCUGCAUGGGCCGUGGACAGAGGACAAGGCGUCGUUGCUGUAUGUCCUAGUGAGUUUGAACGGUGAGAUUGAUUGGGAGGGUAGUAUGGCCGGUGAGGUGGCAAAAGCGGGUAUUCGAGAAGCUAUUAGAGAGGGCAAUGAGCAUGCAGUUGCGGCUCUGGCGGUGCUUUUGGGCGUGCCAAAGGGUAUUACAACGGAGAUGUUGCAGUAUGCGGUUAUAGACUGCGACUGUGACUUGAAUACUCUUCGACAUCUGUUGUUCAAUGCGCAGAUCCUUGCAACAGAGGCAUCAGGUACCCUCGACUUCUACAAUCCCGCUCUUUGGGCAUGGGCAGACAUCAACGGUCACAAAGGGGAAGUGCUCAAAGACAUGCUCAAGAAAGCAGACGCGUUCGAUUUGGAAUUCUACUUCGAGGACAAUGCCGACUGGAGGAAAAUCGUAGCGUUUCCAUAUAGUGGAAGCAAGUUUGACGCAAGAACAGUAUUCCAUCCUGUAGUGAGAGAGCUGUUGAUGAAUCUCUACCGCAACUAUGGGAGAAAGAUCACACGGAGGAGAGGAGGAACACCUGAGCAGAGGAUGGUUGAGGGAAACAGUAACACAACCGACGAAAUGGGUGACGCCGAAAUCACAACGAGUGCCUGGAGGCUGGUCGAGGUCGGCCGUGUGGUCCUCUUCAACGAGGGCCAGUACGAGGGUCGCCUGGCUGCCAUUGUCGAGAUCAUUGACCACAAGCGUGUUCUCGUCGAUGGUCCUUCCGAGAAGGCCCCCGUUCCCCGCCAGGAGAUCGCCCUUGCCAAACUCUCCCUCACACCCAUCGUCAUCCCCAAGCUUCCCCGCGCCAGCGGUGUUGGUCACGUUGCAAAGAAGUGGGAAGAGCACAAGGUCCAGCAAAAGUUCGACGAGAGCGCAUGGGCAAAGAAGCGUGCGGCCAUGCAGAAGAGGCGGGGACUGAACGACUUUGAGCGCUUCAAGGUCAUGAAGAUGAGGAAGCAGGCCCGCUUCGAGGUCCAGAAGACCUUUGCCAAGAUCCGCGCCAGCGCAAAGGCAUAG